This is a messenger RNA of Pseudophryne corroboree (corroboree frog), 2725 nucleotides long. Its product is annotated as E3 ubiquitin/ISG15 ligase TRIM25-like. The coding region runs from base 57 to 1640 and encodes 527 amino acids. The record is from RefSeq and is a predicted model, not a curated record. Lineage: Eukaryota; Metazoa; Chordata; Amphibia; Anura; Myobatrachidae. The transcript has a single exon. Gene Ontology annotation, molecular function: zinc ion binding; protein binding.
CACUGGUUUCUGAGUGUCACAGACUUUCAGUUUCAUUUAUCUCUUCUGCUGCAGCGAUGGCGUCUGCUGAUCUGAGACAGGAGCUGGACUGUUCCAUCUGCCUGAGCAUUUAUACAGAUCCUGUAACCCUGACAUGUGGCCACAACUUCUGCCGGGUCUGUAUUGAUCGUGUGCUGGAUACACAGGAGGGGUCUGGAGCUUAUACCUGUCCUGAAUGCAGAACAGAGUGUCAGGAGCGUCCUGCACUGCAGAGGAACAUAACGCUGUGUAACAUAGUGGGGAGUUUCCUGUCUACUCGGCCAGAUCAGGAGGAGACUGGAAUCUUCUGCACUUACUGUAUUCACUCUCCUGUACCUGCUGCUAAAUCCUGUCUGCUGUGUGAGGCUCAUCUGUGUGAUAAUCACCUGAGAGUACACAGCAAGUCACCAGAGCACGUCUUAUGUGAUCCCACCACUGCCCUGGGGAACAGGAAAUGCUCUGUCCAUAAGAAGAUCCUGGAGUAUUACUGCCCUGAGGAUGGUGUAUGUAUCUGUGUGUACUGUUCAGCUGGAGAACAUCGGGGACACCAGGUGGAGAUUCUUGAUGAGGCCUCUGAGAAGAAGAAAGAGAAGCUGAAAAAUGUUCUGCAGAAACUGACCAUAAAGAAAGUGGAUGCUGAGAAGAGAGUGCAGAGUCUGCAGGAGCGCAGGAGAGAAGAUCCAGUAAAAGCAGCUGGUAUAACAGAGAGAGUCACUGCUCUGUUUAGAGACAUCAGGAGACAGCUGGAAGACCUGGAGAGGAGAGUCCUGAGUGAGAUCUCCAGACAGGAACAGCGCGUUUCACUCUCAGUCUCUGAUCUGAUCCAGCAGCUGGAAAUAAAGAAGGAGGAGCUGUCCGGGAAGAUGCGUCACAUUGAGGAGCUGUGUAACAUGUCUGAUCCAGUGACUGUCUUACAGGAACCAGACACAGGUGACGUGUGUGAUACUGCGGUCACAGAGAGACAUGAUACCCAGGUCCGUGGUGCAAGAGAUCUGGAUGUGGGUCUCAUCUCAGGGAAAUUACAUAUAUUAUCUAAAAUAAUAACAGGGAUAAAUAGAGGGAUCUAUGUGUCGGAACCUACAGAUCUAUUCCUAGAUGUAGCCACAGCUGGUGAUACUAUACAGAUAUCAGGUGACAGGAAGACUGCAUCCAGGUCACCAAACCAGAAACGCCCAGUAACACCAGAGAGAUUUCAGUGCAAUCAGGUAAUUAGCACCAGGAGAUUCUCCUCAGGGCGACAUUACUGGGAGGUGGAUGUCAGUAAGUCAGUGAGAUGGAGGGUUGGGAUGUGUUACCCCAGUAUAGGCAGGAGAGGAGAUCAGUCAUACAUUGGAGGUAAUAAGAAGUCCUGGUGUCUGUGUAGGUGUAAGUUGGGCUGGUAUAGUCAGUACUCGGUGCUACAUGACAGAAAAGAGAUCUGGUUACCUGACUAUAUCCCCUGUGAUAGAGUGAGGAUAUACCUGGAUUAUGAGGCAGGACAGCUGUCAUUUUAUGCUCUGUGUGACCCCAUCAUACACUUACACACCUACACUGCCGCCUUCACUCAGCCCCUCCAUGCUGCAUUAUGUGUAGGGGAUGGGUGUAUAACUAUAUCAGGGGGAGUCAGGAGCUGGGAGAGAUGAUAAGAAAUCUGCCCAGAGACUGGUGACAUCACAGGGGGAGGGGAUCUGACUGAUGAAACAUUUAGCCAAUAGUAUGAUGGUGAUUUAUGUCUCUCUCACUAAUGCUGGGUACACACUGGCCGAUAGAACGGCCGAUAUAUCGCUGGCCCGUCAGCCUAUGUGUACCAAUGUACACAUUGGCUGACGCCGUAGUUCACUGACAUAUGGUGUUGGCCCUGCAGCACACACGAUGACCAAUAAAUCUACAGAUAUAUUGGUGUCUCGUUGUGUGUGUACGGGCGGUACGGAGGAUAAUCUUCUAGCAGCCGCUAAUAGCAGAGGGACCUCCCACCCCCUCGUCAUUCCUGCACCCUCCCCAAAUGUCGAUCACUUCGAAUCAGUUAGCAUGGAAGAACCACCCUCCCGGCAACUGCAGAGAGGAGUAGCAACCUUGGAAAUGUAACUAAACACCCCUCAGCCCCCCCAGUGUGUACCUAAAAUAAAAUAAAAAAGCUUACAAUUUCUGAGCAUUUUCAGGGAAAAAUGUGCCAGUUAAAAGAUUAAAAAGACCCAGAUAUAGGCCAAGUGGGUGACUGUGGACCCCACUAUUUCUGAAGAACACUGCUUUCAGCGUACCAGUUAUUCUGUGUAUUACGUAUUAUAUUCCUCAGUCCAUACAAUUACAUCAUCAUAUAUUGCACAGAUACAUUGUUUACUCACUGUACAUUGCUCAUGUUACCAUAUUUCAUUACUGCUUAGAUGUGUCGCUGUUAUAUUCCUAAGGCAAGCUUUCCCCCCCCCGCCCCCCAAUUAUCCUACACCCACCCUGAUGUGUCACUUACCAGCCACACAAUACCCCGGCUACCACAUAUCAUCAUGGCGGCCAUGUGACAACUCCCAGCAUCCUGGUGGGAAAUCCCCUCUGACCCCAACAAUAGAGUGCGACACAUCAUGAGGUGUAACCUAUCACAGUCAGCGUAUGUUCCCUCCUUACCCUGUGUUGUGUUAUUCUGGUUGUGUGACGGGUAUUGUGCUGCUGUGUGUUACUGCUGUACUGUGUACUACAUACAACGAAGCAUCAAUAAAUGUCUCAUUCUCUCUUUAUA